Molecule: messenger RNA, 3116 nt
Organism: Pistacia vera
Lineage: Eukaryota; Viridiplantae; Streptophyta; Magnoliopsida; Sapindales; Anacardiaceae
Product: receptor protein kinase TMK1
Exons: 2
Coding region: 25-2874 (949 amino acids)
Biological process (GO): protein phosphorylation
Molecular function (GO): protein binding; protein kinase activity; ATP binding
Source: RefSeq, a predicted model, not a curated record
AACCCAUUUUGAACGUCUCUCAAGAUGACAAAACGACACAGUUUGGGCUUCAAACUUCUCAAGAGCUCGACUCUUUUACUUGCCAUUUGCUCAAUCUUUGUGUGUGCAAAGUCUCAGAAAAAUCCAACUCCUGAUGUUCCAGUGAUGUUAGCUCUCAAGAAAAGCCUCAACCCACCCGAAACCCUUGGAUGGUCCGACCCGGAUCCAUGCAAAUGGCACCACGUUGUUUGCUCAGAUGAAAAACGGGUCACCCGUAUCCAAAUCGGCCACCAAAAUCUACAAGGUACACUUCCCUCAAACCUUCAAAAACUCACUGAACUGGAGCGGCUAGAGCUCCAAUGGAACAACAUUUCGGGUCCUCUCCCAAUUUUAAACGGGUUAAGUUCGUUACAAGUACUUAUGCUGAGUAACAAUCAGUUUGAUUCAGUUCCAAGUGGUUUUUUUACCGGUUUAUCUUCAGUCCAGGCUAUAGAUAUGGACAACAACCCGUUUUCUUCCUGGGAAAUUCCUCGAAGUAUAAGAAAUGCUUCAGCUUUGCAGAAUUUCUCAGCAAAUUCUGCUAAUAUUUCGGGUCAAAUUCCGGGUUUUCUUGGACCCGAUGAGUUUCCAAGUUUAACCAUCUUGCAUCUAGCCUUCAACCAACUAAGUGGUGGGUUGCCUACAAGCCUGGCUGGUUCGCAAUUACAGUCUUUAUGGCUUAAUGGUCAAAAUCUUAAUGGUGGGAUUGAUGUUAUACAGAAUAUGACAUCUUUGAAAGAGAUUUGGCUGCAUUCCAAUGCUUUUACUGGUCCUUUGCCUGACUUUUCUGCCUUUAAUGGAUUGCGAAGUUUGAGCUUGAGGGAUAAUUUCUUUACUGGUCCUGUUCCAGUUUCCUUGAUGAAACUUGAAACUUUGAACACAGUUAAUCUAACUAAUAAUUUGCUUCAAGGACCAAUGCCUAAGUUCAGAAGUUCAGUUUCAUUGGACAUGGAGAAGGAUUCUAAUAGGUUUUGUUUGCCAACUCCUGGGAAAUGUAAUUCCAUGAUUGAUACAUUGCUUUUGAUUGUGAAAUCGACGGGUUAUCCUCAAAAGUUUGCUGAGAAUUGGAAGGGAAAUGAUCCAUGUGCGGAUUGGAUUGGGAUAACUUGUAGUGAUGAGAACAUUAUUGUUGUUAAUUUUCGGAGGAUGAAUCUUACUGGUACUAUUUCAUCUGGGUUUGCUUCACUUAAGUCUCUGCAGAGAUUGGUUCUUGCUGAUAACUGUUUUACUGGUUCAAUUCCUGAGGAGCUCUCUACUUUGCCUGCAUUGAAAGAACUCGAUGUUUCGAACAAUCAGCUGUAUGGAAAAGUCCCAGUUUUUAAGAGUAAUGUAAUUGUUAAUACCAAUGGUAACCCUGAUAUUGGGAAGGACAAGAGUAGUUCUUCAACUGAAGGUUCUUCUUCAGGAAGUCCAAAAAGUACAGGUUCUGAUAAUGGUGCCAAUUCGGGGAAUGGUGGCAAAAAGUCUUCUGCUAUGAUUGGAAUAAUUUUGUUUUGUGUUAUCGGGGGUGUCUUUGUGAUUUCUUUGAUUGGUUUGUUGGUUUUCUGUCUGUACAAAAAGAAGCAGAAGCAAUUUAGCAGAGUACAGAGCCCGAAUGCAAUGGUGAUCCAUCCUCGCCGUUCUGGAUCUGAUAAUGAGAGCGUGAAGAUUACAGUUGCUGAAUCAAGUGUUAGUGUUGGUGCAAUUAGUGAAACACGUACCAUUCCUAGUAGUGACCAUGGUGACAUUCAAAUGGUUGAAGCAGGAAACAUGGUAAUAUCUAUCCAAGUCUUGAGAAAUGUAACAAACAAUUUCAGUGAAGAAAAUAUAUUGGGGCAAGGAGGUUUUGGGACUGUCUACAAGGGGGAGCUGCAUGAUGGGACGAAGAUUGCGGUGAAGAGAAUGGAAUCUGGGCUAAUUACUGGAAAGGGAUCGGCAGAGUUCAAGUCUGAAAUUGCUGUUUUGACUAAGGUUAGGCACCGGCAUCUUGUUGCUCUUCUUGGGUAUUGCUUGGAUGGGAAUGAGAAGCUUCUCGUAUAUGAAUACAUGCCCCAAGGUACGCUAAGUCAGCAUAUCUUUAAUUGGGCAGAAGAAGGACUGAAACCCCUGGAAUGGACCAGAAGGUUGACUAUUGCCUUAGAUGUAGCAAGGGGUGUUGAGUAUCUUCAUAGUCUGGCUCAUCAAAGCUUUAUACAUAGGGAUUUAAAGCCUUCAAACAUUCUUCUUGGGGAUGAUAUGAGGGCAAAAGUUGCAGAUUUUGGGCUUGUGCGUCUUGCUCCAGAGGGGAAAGGCUCCAUUGAAACAAGAAUUGCUGGCACUUUCGGAUAUCUGGCACCAGAAUAUGCAGUGACAGGUCGGGUAACAACUAAAGCCGAUGUGUUUAGCUUUGGAGUGAUAUUGAUGGAAUUAAUCACAGGUAGAAAAGCUCUAGAUGAGAGCCAGCCUGAGGAGAGCAUGCACCUUGUAACAUGGUUCCGAAGGAUCCACAUCAACAAGGACUCAUUUCGCAAGGCAAUCGACCCCACAAUAGACCUUAACGAAGAAACCAUUGCCAGCAUCAGCACCGUUGCUGAGCUGGCAGGUCACUGCUGUGCAAGGGAGCCAUAUCAAAGGCCUGAUAUGGGUCAUGCUGUGAAUGUGUUAUCUUCUUUGGUUGAGUUCUGGAAACCAGCUGACCAAAAUUCCGAAGAUGUAUAUGGCAUUGACCUUGAGAUGUCAUUGCCACAAGCACUGAAGAAGUGGCAAGCCUAUGAAGGUAGAAGCUAUUUGGAUUCUUCUUCUUCGUCGCUUCUUCCCAGCUUAGACAAUACUCAGACGAGCAUACCUACACGCCCGUAUGGAUUUGCCGAGUCAUUCACAUCAGCAGAUGGGAGAUAAUAAGUGGUUGUAAAUGGUGGUGAUGGUAGUUUUCUUUUGUUUAGUCGUAUUUAUUUUUAGUCUUAGAUCUUUGUCUGACUCAAAAUUCUUUCAUAUUUUACUCUCAUUGCAUGCGUGCUCUGGUAUUCUUCUUGAAUAUGUAAUUUGGAUGAUCUUAAUUUGUUUAAGAAAUUUUGAAGAUGCAAUGAGAUGGAUUUCUGAAGAACAGGAAUUAAAUCUUUCACUUCAUGAUAACUUUUGUG